Brassica napus (rape) is the source of this 1407-nucleotide messenger RNA. Its product is annotated as bZIP transcription factor 29-like. Gene Ontology annotation, cellular component: nucleus. The coding region runs from base 139 to 1407 and encodes 422 amino acids. Gene Ontology annotation, molecular function: DNA-binding transcription factor activity. The record is from RefSeq and is a predicted model, not a curated record. The transcript is spliced from 4 exons. Lineage: Eukaryota; Viridiplantae; Streptophyta; Magnoliopsida; Brassicales; Brassicaceae. Gene Ontology annotation, biological process: regulation of DNA-templated transcription.
UAGCCUGCUAGUAUAUAUGUAACCUUUUUCGCAGUUUAUCUGUAGUUAUUUUUAUUUGGUUAUCGUAAGAAAAAAUAAUUGAUAGAGACAACUCCGAUAUGAUGCAGAGACUCGACGCCGUUCUUCGUCUCCGUAUCGAUGGAUGGUCACGCCGAUAUUCCUCCUUCAUACUCCGGUCUCAGCCAAUACCCGAGGGCUAACCCUUUUGGUGACGAGAGUUCCAAUAGAGCAACCAUGCCGCCGCCUAGCGGAAGCUCACUCCCACCCUUUCCGUGUCCUCAGAUCCCACCGACCGGUCAGCCAUCCCAGUACGGAUCAACCCCCUCGUGGUCGACGUUACCUCAGCCGUCGUCGUCUCUCCUCUCAUUCCCGCCGUUGAGCCCGUCGUCCUUCCUAGAUUUUCCUUCAGCAACGGUGGCCAACAAAGAAAUGGCAUACCCUCCGGUUCCAUACACGGGAGGCUCAGGGAGUAGUCUGCCGUCGUCUGUCUUCUCAGUGCAGCCGCCGUACCGAGGUUUUCCGUCAGCAACGGUGGCCAACAAUGACAUGGCAUUACCUCCGAUUGCGUACAUGAUGCCUAACUCCUCCUCCGCAGAGGGUAAGGCCCAUAAACGGGCCAGCAGUGAUAGUAUCAGGUUAAAUUCACUGAUGGCUAGCAAUCGAACCUACCCGAAUCCAAUAGAUAUGCCCGUUGGCGUGAGGACCCAAAAUGAAAGCGUUGGAGACAAGUCGUCGUCUCACAAUGAGGAUGUGAAUGUGAAUGUUGAUGUUCCGAAUGGGAACAAGAGAAGAGCUGCCAACGAAAUUGCUCCUCCAAGAAGAAUUUGGAGGAGUGUUUCAGCCGGUAGUAGUCUCAACGAGGCUCCUUCUCUUCCUCAGGGUGUUUCGGUUGAUGUGGGGAACGAUACUGCUUUCGGAGGCAUGUUUACUCCAGAACAACUGCGUAAGAUUGCCUCCUCUGACGAACUCAAAGAGAUGGCAGCAUCUGAUCCUAAGCGUCUCAAAAGACGCUUGUCAAACCGGGAAUCAGCUGCACGUUCAAAGGAGAAGAAGGCGCUGCAAAAGUUCGAGUUGGAAGUCAAAGUCGAGAGACUUGAGACUCAGAUUGAUACAUUGACUGCCGUGCUCAAGCUUGAGAAGAGAGAAAGAAUGGCAGAAAGGAUGGCGGCGGAUCACGAGUGCGCGCGACUGAGGACUAGUCUUGAUGGAGCGGAUGAGCAGGCACGAGUUCAUCAUGACUUGAUCGAACAAUUGAAUGGAGAAGUUCGUCGGCUAACAGAAGAGGCAAGUAGGCUAAGAGAAGAGGUGAACGAAUACCGGAGGAGGGAAAGUGAGAGAAUGAACGCAAACAUGUUGGAGCAACUCAACAUCAACCAGUUUGAAGAGACAGAUUAUAAUUUCGAAUGA